Molecule: messenger RNA, 2174 nt
Organism: Phragmites australis (common reed)
Lineage: Eukaryota; Viridiplantae; Streptophyta; Magnoliopsida; Poales; Poaceae
Product: transcription factor VOZ1-like
Exons: 4
Coding region: 105-1856 (583 amino acids)
Biological process (GO): positive regulation of long-day photoperiodism, flowering; regulation of DNA-templated transcription
Source: RefSeq, a predicted model, not a curated record
AUAAAAGAAUUCUUUGCGAACCAACUCGAAAGGCGAAUCGAGCCAAUCUCCCCCCACCCCUCCUCAACCCAGCACCCGCCACCAGCGCCGCCGUGAUCAGCGUGAUGGCGGGCGAUCCGGCCGCCGGCGCUGCCCACCCCGCGUCGGGGGGCAAGGGUUCCCGCUCGUCGAUGCGUCACCGGCAGUUCCGCGACCGCGCCAAGACCCGCGUGGACGACCUCCAGGAGAUGUUCUCCGGCCUCCAGUCCGCGCGCAAGGAGAGCCGCUCCGCCGACGCCGCCGUCCUCGAGGAGCAGGUCCACCAGAUGCUCCGCGAGUGGCGCGCCGAGCUCAGUGUCCCCUCCCCCGCCUCCUCCCUCCAGAACUCGCAGGGGGGCAACCGAGAGGCCUCGGAUCCGCCGUCGGAGACGCUGCGGCUGCUGCAGCUGGCGUUGACCGAGGAGGAGGACGACGCCACCAGCAAGCUGGUGGUGCCCCGAUCGCCGCUGCAGGUGCCGGCUUCUCAUCAGAGCCACGAGCACGAGCACGGGCAGGACGGGCGGAUGCCCUAUCCCGAUCAGCAGUGUGAUGCUGUGGCUGGGGGCGCUGCUCCCGCACAGCGGUCUCUGACUCAGGGAGCGCAGGGAGAUUGUGGAGAAGUGGCUGCUGUUGCUGAUGCAAUGUUCAAUGAUCAGAUGUACUAUAUAGACCAUGAACUCAGUAUUGACUAUUUUCUUCGUGAUGAUGAUUACAAAAUAAACCUUCCUGGUUCAAACCAAGAUCACUUCAAUAACCUGCACACGAUCGGUCAGCUGGAACAUCAACAGUUCAAUUUGCCAUUAGAUCUGCCACCUUCUAAUUCAUGUGUUGAUGCGAAUAACUCUGUGCAAGAUACCGGAGAUGUUUUUGUCCACAUGUCAGACUUGCUUGCAACAAUGUGUCCAUCACCGUCUCAGUAUUUGGGGCCAAAAUGUGCACUCUGGGACUGUGGUCGACCUGUAGGAGGGUCGGAAGAAUGUCAAGAUUACUGCAACCCUUACCAUGCUGGUUUGGCUUUGAAUGAUGAUGGUCUUGGAACAAGACCGGUGAUGCGUCCAAGAGGUAUUGAUUUGAAAGAUGGGACGCUGUUUACUGCUCUUGUUGCAAAAGUCCAAGGAAAGAAUGUUGGUAUUCCUGUUUGUGAAGGGGCUGCAACUUCUAAAUCACCAUGGAAUGCACCUGAACUUUUCGAUCUUUCUCUUCUGGAGGGCGAAUCUCUUAGAGAAUGGCUGUUCUUUGACACUCCAAGAAGGGCUUUUGAGAGUGGCAACCGGAAGCAAAGGUCAUUGCCAGAUUACAGUGGACGCGGAUGGCAUGAAUCAAGGAAGCAGGUCAUGAAAGAUUUUGGGGGUCUGAAGAGGUCCUAUUACAUGGACCCACAACCAUCCAGCAACUUUGAGUGGCAUCUUUUUGAGUAUGAGAUCAAUGAUUCUGAUGCUCUUGCCUUGUACCGGCUUGAGUUCAAGUCUUCUGACGCUAAAAGGAGUGCCAAAACAAAACUGGCUAGUAGUUCGCUGAAUGAAAUCCAGCAGCAAAUGGUCAGGCUUACAGCAGACAGUCCUGUGGAAAACAAACGGACUGCUAGGAGCAAGCCAAAGGCUAAUCAGAAGGAUAACAAUGCAAAUGUUUACCCAGCUCUUAACAACCCCAAUCAAGCUAGUGCUCCGAAUGCUUAUCAAGCAGUGCCACAGGCGAACCAGAUGACAUUUCUAAAUGAAAACAUUGUUUAUGGACCUCAUCUUCCACAUUCAGAAAAUGACAUUUAUGGACCUCAUCUUCCACAUGGUUACUCAACCGAAAGAAGCAACUUAUAUUGGAAUCCAAGUGACGGGACCUAAAGCUAGGACAUAUGUAGCUCAUGCAUUGUAGAAAUUCUCGGGCGCAAACUCUAACAGCAUCGGCUAAAUUGUGGGGCUCAACACCGUGGCCCUAUACUUAAUUUUCUAGUUAUUAUUGGUUAGUUCUGCAGGGGACUGGGGACCUGCCUGGCUGGCAUGUUGAAACACUGCUAGCUUUGACUGUAAAAUAUAGUCCGGAUGCCCCAGCUUCCAAUCGAGUGUAAGAUAAAUAGACAGCUGCUGCGGGUAUAUCAGGCUUUUGAGUCCAGAAUUUCUGUGAGUGGCUGAGUUCUGAAUUGAGAUGGUUACGUUGCCUCC